Molecule: messenger RNA, 2565 nt
Organism: Clavispora lusitaniae ATCC 42720
Lineage: Eukaryota; Fungi; Ascomycota; Pichiomycetes; Serinales; Metschnikowiaceae
Biological process (GO): cytoskeleton organization
Cellular component (GO): cytosol
Source: RefSeq, a predicted model, not a curated record
AUGCAAAAUGAAAACAUUCUGAUUGACCAGCUUGAAGACCAGCUAAUAGAUAAUCCAGAUCCCACGACAACAAAACAGUUGAGUGAAUCGUCUUUGGACGAAGCUUUUCAGAAGAAACCCAAUGGUAGAGCAAAUCAACUUUACGGGAAAUACAACCAAGGUGAGUCUGGGACUACUACCGAUGCCGGUUGCUAUCCUUUUUUGGUCGUAAAGCCCAUCUUGGAUUAUGCCUACUCUGAUAGUUUUCCAUUACGCCGAGAGAUUGCUGAAUGGUUUUCUCUGCCUGACUAUGAUCUCAUCAACUUGCACGGGCUUCCUCAAUCAUACCUGUUGCCUCUAAAGUUUGAUUCAAACAACAUUGAUCUAUGGUCAAGACUGACACAACUUGAUAAUGUGCUCUAUUUUGCGUUGGGUACAUUUGGCAAUACGAAUCGUAUUGAAGACCAGAUUGAAAAUAUAAUUUCUAAUUGUCGUGAGUUAGUUACAACACAUAUGCACAAACUGAUCAUUGAUUUAACUAAGCGAUAUCUCAAAGAAUUUUGUGCCUGCCUUUCCCUGGACUCUACGAAAACAGUUUCAAAAAUAUUCUGCUCCAAUUACUUCAAGACAUUGACCAUUCUCUAUUGCAUUGUUAUAACUUCCCUCCAUUCUGAGGUGCCUGAUGAAUUAAGACUCGACCUAGCAGAAAAGGAUCUCAUGUCCGACAUUUGUUUGACAAUCGAACUAUGGCAGGCUGAUCUCAAUCCCCAUAUUCGAAUGCGUUCAAUUCUUUUGCUAUUCUGGAAAUUGAUUUUGUUGGAGUUCGGUGACACAGCACAACUUAAAAACGUCGACCUUUACCUUUCAGAAAGACACUCCAUUAAGAACAAAGAAAGAAAACUGGCUGAUAAUGUGCAAUUGACUUGUUCGCCGUUAGAAUUUUUCACUUUCAAGGAAGACUUAAUAGACAAAUAUCCCAUUUGCGACACGAAACCAUAUAGUCACUCGCCUUUAGAAAAUGAAAAGGAGGACGUGCACCCCUCCACGAAAGCAUCGUCCGAAGAUUUAGCUGGCCGUCAGAAAGAAUUCAUGGCAUUUGACUCUUUCACCAAUUCAUUAUCUAAUCUUCUUGAGAUCCCUAGACCAAACAAAUCUCAUAGUGUAUUGGGCCAGUUGCCUACUCAAACCAUACAUAUUGCCACUCCUGUCCCGUCCCCGCCAAGUACUCCUUCAGAAUUCAUGUUUGGAGGAGAAAAGAUUCGAAAAAUGUAUCACGUUAAUCAGGGAAUGCCAUUCGUUUAUCCGACUGAUGGCAAAUCUAUGCCAGUAGCUAUAAAUGAGGCAACUGAUCUAAUCGAAGAUGCAUAUUACGAAAGUUAUUCAAAUAAAAGACUAUGGGAGGAACGUCAAAGGUACAUGUGCCAAGAACGAGGAAAUGUCAAUCAAUAUGAACUUUCGGUUGAUUCGGACAAUUUCGCCACCGAACAGCUGUCAUCAGCUGAAGCCAGGUCACUUGCGCGUGUAGAAUCAUUCUAUGGGCAAAACUUAUCGCGGCUUCAUAGUCUAGUGAAAUUACUAGUUGAUGUCAUCAAAAACAAUAAUUUUGACUUCAAUCUUAAAGAAGCAGAAACAGAACUUAAUCCAGAAACGUCCUUCUCCCUCAAAUUUGCAUCUUCUGGUUAUAAAAGAAAUGACAAGAUUCAAAGAGUGAUACUUGGCAAAUUAGAGACCUUGCGAGUUAAGGAAACGACACUCAAGGCGUCCUCGGCCAUUUUAAUUCUUUUGUUACGCUGGUUUAAAGUCAGCCAUGUUUUGAAAUCAUAUUAUUUUAGCUCUUUGUUGUUUGAUGCUCAAUAUCUUUCCGUCUUCAUGGAUUUCUUAGCGAACAGCUUUAACAAUCCAUCUUUACAGGAUUCGCUAGAAGGCGACAAGGAAACUUAUUCGUAUGAUACACUAAUUACCCAGAAUAAGUUAAUGAAUCCUGAUAUCCGGAUUCCCCAAUUUGAAUUUUUCAGUGUGUGUCAAAAUAUUGAUAUUCACCCAGACCCGAUAAUUUUAAUCAACAGAACCAAAGUAUGCGACCUUCCAUCGGUGGUCGACGAAAAUAAUCAAAGUCUUGUGCAUAUCAAGGAGUUUAAUGCCGACUUUUGUUUUAUCUUGCUGAAUCUAUUAAAUGUGACAAACAGAGUUUUGAUCAAAAAUAUAUCUCAACGAGUUUUUGUCUUUAACGAAACAAAACCAACUGACCUUUUGAAAAUCAUUCUUCUUAAUUUUGUCAACGACUCAUUAAAAAUACCCAUUUUGAAAAUAUUCAAAAAGCUUGCACCUUAUCAAGGUAGGAAAUGGAGAGCACUUAAUAUGGAUGUGGUUUCACAAGUUUAUCUUAACCUAAAGCUUUCAUUGAGAGACACUUGGCUUAGUGGAAGAGAUUUGGAGAAUGAUUUCAAUAACUCUUUUGAUCAAGAAAUCGCUCUCCGGUCGCUACUUCAGUUCUAUAAUACGCGUGUAUACCCUGGCCAAAUGAAGCCGUUAGGUUACACCGUCAACCAAGCUUCAUUCCCAUCGGCAGGUCAUGACAGUGGAUAG